Messenger RNA from Cucurbitaria berberidis CBS 394.84, 2040 nucleotides. Its product is annotated as WH1-domain-containing protein. NCBI's taxonomy places the organism in Eukaryota, Fungi, Ascomycota, Dothideomycetes, Pleosporales, Cucurbitariaceae. The record is from RefSeq and is a predicted model, not a curated record. The transcript has 3 exons. Gene Ontology annotation, molecular function: actin binding. Bases 1 to 2040 code for a protein of 679 amino acids.
AUGCCAUCGAUCCUCUCCGACGAGGACAAGCAGACGGUGAAGCGCACCGUCCCCAAGUCUGCCAACAAGAUCCACGCCGUCGCCGUCGCCAAGCUGUACAUCGCCUACCCCGACAGGCACCGAUGGACCUACACCGGGCUCCAGGGCGCUGCGGUGCUGGCAAACGAUUUGGUAGGGCAUACAUUCUGGCUCAAGCUGGUAGACAUCUCGUCGGCCAACCGCGGCGUCCUAUGGGACCAGGAGAUAUACGAUACCUUCUCCUACAACCAGGACCGCGUCUUCUUCCACACGUUCGAGCUCGAGGAUUGUCUAGCAGCUCUGUCAUUUGCCGACGAGAAGGAGGCAAAGACGUUCAAGAAGAAGCUGGAUGAUCGUGAGAAGAAUGCUCACAAGAGCACGAAGAACAAGCCAUUUGGAGCAACAGCAGGCAACAGUGGGCCCGCCACAAAUGGUAAAAGUGGAGGCCACGGCCUUUUGGGAGGUCUCUUUGGACAUCGGCAUUCUUCUGCAUCUACUCAGCCGCCGCAGUCCAUCAUCCCACCAGCGAACAUUACCUCGCCCUCGCAAAGUAGUCACUCUAAUGCGACAAGUGCGAGAAGUUCCGCAAUCGAUACAACCGACCCCUCAUGGCAACCACUGUUGAAGGAACUGCUGGCUAUGGGCAUCACAGAAGACCAAAUCGAGGAAAACGCAGACUUUAUCAAGCUGUACAUUGAGCAGAGGAAGACAGAAGAGAAGCUCAAGGAAGAGAACAGCGAACGCAAGGUCAGGGCCCCUCCGCCUCCUCCGCCAAGUGCUGCCUCAGUACGAGCGCCUCUCAGCCCUCAGAAUACGGGUAGUACAACAGCAUCUAAACGAGGGCCUCCACCUGCACCUCCGCCAGCUCGCAGGACGAAGACCGACGCACCGAGCAUCAAUCGCCAAUCUUCUGCAAGCCCAGCGCCGCCGUCCCCUCCUCGAGAAUCUUCUCCGCCUCCAGGUCCCCCGAAGCCGGUUUUCAGAGCCCCCCCUCCAAUUGCAGAAGCAGGCAAGUUUGCCAGCCAACCCCCUGCGCCACCGAACAGAGCGCGAGCCUCAUCAAAUGCUGCAAAUCCAGGCCCUCCACCUCCACCGCGGCCGCCAAAGACACCUAUACCUGACGACGAACGACCAGUUGGAGGCAGAUUUGGCGUGCCACCUCCAUUCGCAGGGAACCGUGUGCCUUCUGGUGCACCACCACCACCACCACCAAGUCGAGGACCAGUUCCACCCCCACCUCCAGCGCGAGACACACCUUCGGCACCUCCACCAUUACCGCCAAAAGCUGCUGCAGCGCCUUUACCACCUCACCCACCGCCGACAAACCAUGUUCAUAUUCCACCACCGCCUCCAUUACCACCCUCAUCGUCACGGCCCGUACCGUCUGCUCCUACGAGCGCCGCCCCAACACCACCACCACUACCUCCCCCGUCCAACGUGGCGCCUCCUCCACCGCCCAUGCCAGGGAGAUCGAUUCCGCCGCCCACACCAAUGCCACAUAGUGCAGUGCCUCCACCUCCGCCCAUACCACACAGCGGCGCGCCUCCCCAGGCUCCUCCAAUGCCUCCAGGCUCUGGGCCGCCUCCCCCUCCUCCGAUGCCAAACAGUGGCGCACCGCCUCCCCCUCCUCCAAUGCCAAACAGCGGCGCACCGCCUCCACCUCCAAUGCCUCCAGGCUCUGGGCCCCCUCCGCCUCCGCCCAUGCCUUCGAGAGAUGCCGCCGCACCGCCUCCCCCACCAGGCAGCGCACCCCUUCCAAAACCCGCGCCUGGGCGAGACGGUCUCUUGGCAGACAUUCGUGGAGGUGCGAGGUUGAAAAAGGUGUCAGAUACAGAGAAGAAAGAUCGCAGUGCCGCGGCAGUGCCUGGCGGGGACCCAGCUGGAGCUGCUUCUGGCGGUGCCAGUGGUCCAGCGACUCCGGGGGCGGAUGCUGGUCUGGCUGGCGCGCUAGCCAGUGCUCUUGCAGCAAGGAAGGCCAAAGUUAGUCACAGCGACGAUGAGUCCGACAAGGACGACUGGUAG